This is a messenger RNA of Tribolium madens (black flour beetle), 680 nucleotides long. Its product is annotated as transmembrane reductase CYB561D2-like. The record is from RefSeq and is a predicted model, not a curated record. Gene Ontology annotation, molecular function: transmembrane monodehydroascorbate reductase activity. Lineage: Eukaryota; Metazoa; Arthropoda; Insecta; Coleoptera; Tenebrionidae. Bases 20 to 667 code for a protein of 215 amino acids. The transcript is spliced from 3 exons.
UGUUGUUCAGAAAUCGACAAUGUCUGAGUUUGGGUCACUCGCAAAAAAUUCGCUCCGAUUUUUGGUCAAUUAUUCAGUGAGGAGUUGUUUAUCUGGUGUUGUUAUUUACUGUUGUUGGAUUAGUAUUAUGGCAUAUUCGUGGUUUACCUGGCACGUGAUUUUGUGUACUUUAGGGAUGAUUCCGUUAAUGAGUGAAGCACUGCUCCUUUUCGCCCCCGACGAACUCUGGUCGAGACAAUUACCCCGAACUCGAAAAUACUUCAUUCAUGGCUUCUUGAUGACCUUGGGAACGGUCUUAGUCACUGCUGGUUGCAUUGACACCUUUUGUUUUAUCACAGAAGGUUAUCACUUGUACACAGCACACGGGAUCACAGGUUUGAUUGCGAUGAUUCUGAUGAUUGUUUCGAUCGUUUCGGGGGUCAUGGCGAAUUAUUCAAAGUAUUUGAGACCGGUCACUUUGAAAUUCUACCAUAAUUGUUUCGGACUUUUGGGGUACAUCAUCGGAAUUAUUAGUUUGUGUUUUUCGUUUUAUACGAAUUGGUUUUGUUAUUUUACUUCGUACGAGUCGAGAAUUGUUGCAUUGGUUGCCACCGUUUUGGGGGCGCUGUGGACGGUGAGUCCGGCCCUGGGUUCCGGCUUUCGACAAAUCAAAACUUUGGUACAAUAAAGUAUUGAAAUUU